UGCCAGCUGUUAGUGCUAAUGAGUGCCACCUGCCAGUGCCCAUCAAUACCACAUAUCAGUGCCUACCAGUGCACAUCAAUGCCACAUAUUAGUGCCCAUCUGAGCUGCCUUUCAGUGUCACCUAUCAGUGCCAGUCAGUGCCACCUAUCUGUGCCAGUCAAUGCCACCUAUCAGUGCUGCCAAUCAGUGCCAGUCAGUGCCACCUAUCAGUGCCGCCUAUCAGUGCCAGUCAGUGCCGCCUAUCAGUGCCAGUCAGUGCUGCCUAUCAGUGCCGCCUAACGGUGCCAGUCAGUGCACAUUUUCAGUGCCAGUCAGUGCAGCCUAUCAGUGCCUAUCAGUGCCACCUAUCAGUGUCAUAUAUGAGUGCUGCCUUUCAGUGCCCAUCAGUGAGCCUGUCAAUGCUCAUCAGUGCCACCUUCCAGUGCCUCCUCAUCAAUGCCCAUCAGUGCCAUCUAUCAGUGCCCAUCAGUGCAGCCUAUCCAUGCCCAUCACUGCAGCCUCAUUAGCGCAUAUCAGUGAAGGAGAAAAAUCACGUAUUUACAAAAUUUUAAAACUAAGAUACAUUUUUUGAAUUUUUUUUUAAAUUUUUCUGUUGUUUUUGUUUUUUUUAGCAAAAAAUAA
Messenger RNA from Staurois parvus, 621 nucleotides. NCBI's taxonomy places the organism in Eukaryota, Metazoa, Chordata, Amphibia, Anura, Ranidae. The record is from the annotation of a GenBank genome assembly.